AUGUCCAUCUUCCAGUCGCAACGACGCUUGGUCGUCUUCGCUUCCACCGCCUUCUUUGUCGUGAGCGUCUACCUCUGCACCACUCGACUGUUGGCCAUGGAUUUCAACCGCGAGUCCGUCUUCUCAAGUUACGAGGACGUCGAAGCCGAGCUCUCCAAGGCCGAUCUCCCCAUGUCUAGCGGCUCCUACAACCGGCCACCGUUCGAGGGCAUCACCGUCAUGGCCGCGCUUCCCGACGAGUAUGUCCCUACCACGGAGAAUCAGAGGAGGAUGAUCGUGAUCGGAGACGUCCACGGCAUGAUCGACCCGCUCAACACCCUCCUCAAAGAGACCGGGUUCGACAGCACAAAAGACCACAUCGUGUCAGUAGGCGACAUGGUCAACAAGGGUCCCGAUUCUGCCGGCGUCGUCAAACGCCUCAUGGACCUUAACGCCAGCGCCGUCCGCGGGAACCACGAAGACCGCGUGCUAUUGGCGUGGGCAGGCUAUAAUACUAUGGAAGUUGUCGCGGCCGACUUGGCAACGAAAGACGCAGAGGUGCCUCGAGGCGAGUCCGGCGAUCUGAAGACAGCACGGAGCCUUUCGUCAGAGCAGCUGGACUGGCUCAAGAGCCUACCCGUCAUCCUCACCGUUGACCCGCUCAACCUGUACAUUGUCCACGCAGGGCUUGUCCCGGGGAUCGAGCUUGAGCAGCAAGUCCCCUGGGCCGUAAUGAACAUGCGAACGCUCACCUACCCUACCGAGGAUUUCCGCAGAAAGGAAGAAGAGAAGAAGAAGGAAGAGGAGCGAAAGAAGCAAGAAGAGGAAGAAAAGAACAAGAACUCCCGUCGCGACGAGGCCGAGCCUGACGCCGCCACCGAAGACAUUGGCAUCGAGAAAACCAUACCCGACCACGACGUCUGGAUCCCCAUCGACAGCCACGACGGCGACGAGUGGACCGACCUCUGGAACCGCGAGCAGAAGCGCGUCCCCAAGUCCCAUCGCCGCACCAUCGUCUACGGCCACGACUCCAAGUGCGGCUACAAGGAGGAUUCCUACACCUUCGGCCUCGACUCCGGGUGCGUGAAAGGCGGUGCUCUGUCCGGCUUCAUCAUCCAGGCGGUCGAAGGGGGUUGGACGCACACCACCGUGCAGGUGCCGUGUGAAGAGUCUGAGCUUGGCGGGGGCGUGAGUAGAGCUAGAUAG
This is a messenger RNA of Ilyonectria robusta, 1185 nucleotides long. RefSeq names its product Metallo-dependent phosphatase-like protein. Lineage: Eukaryota; Fungi; Ascomycota; Sordariomycetes; Hypocreales; Nectriaceae. Bases 1 to 1185 code for a protein of 394 amino acids. The transcript has a single exon. Gene Ontology annotation, biological process: polyphosphate catabolic process. The record is from RefSeq and is a predicted model, not a curated record. Gene Ontology annotation, molecular function: phosphatase activity; endopolyphosphatase activity. Gene Ontology annotation, cellular component: cytoplasm.